AAAUAAUUAUUUUGCAGGAGAAUGGCUGAAAGUAGGCUAAACUUAGCGAUUCAUGAGGCUAAUAGGAUUUAUAAUGUGGCUGAGAGUGAGAAGAGAGAGGGCGAUGUAGAGGAGGCAGUUGAGUUUUAUAAGAAAGCAUGUGAAGCGUAUCUUGGGGUUGUUAAGGUGUGUGAGAGUGAAGGGAGUGAUGACUUGGAGCUGAAGAAGAGGAUGAAGGUGUUUGCUGAGUCUUGUAAGCGUGAAGUUGAGAUUUUUAAUCUUAGAGAGGAUCUUUUGAAUGAUUAUGGAGAGAGUUCGCAGGGUAAUUCUAGUAUUUUUGGUGACUUAAAAUCAAGCUUCUGUAACUACACAGUGGUCUCUGAAAGCAUGUUUCAUAAUGAUCUUGAUGAAAACAGCAAAAAUAAUCAAGAGGAACUUAGCAGAGUGAAACUUAAGCUUGAAACCAUGAAGGGAAAGAUUAUAAAAAGACUAGACUCAUUAGAAAAAGCAUUCCUAAAGCUUGAGUCACUAUACAAUGAAGAUAUUAGAUCUGCAUUGGCCGAUCCUACUCUCACUAUCGAAGAUCUAAAUCUCAAAAGAGUAGAUAAGUGCAUGACAGAUUUGAAGAAGUACAUUGAUAAAGUUGCUGAUUCAGCAAGUAGUGACUUCAAAAGCGAGAUUUCUCAGUUGAAUUCUUCUAUCCAUGGGUCAUCUUUAAAAUCUUCUUUGAUGGUAAAAGGAAACCAAGCCUUAAUAGAAGAGGAAUCUGUUGAUAUUGAAGGGCUCCCUCCAGGUAUUACAGUGGAUGAAAUGAAGCAUUAUUUAGCCCAGAAGAAUCCUCCGUUAUUUGUAACUUUCGAAAAAUAUAUUGGUUGCGUAAACUUGUUAGAAGAGGCUAAGGAAAAGUUCAAUAAAAAGAAAGAGCAGUUAGAAAGCCUUCGUAAGAAACACAAUCGUCUUAUUCAAGAAAUAGAAAAACUGAAGAAUUAA
Moneuplotes crassus is the source of this 969-nucleotide messenger RNA. NCBI's taxonomy places the organism in Eukaryota, Ciliophora, Spirotrichea, Euplotida, Euplotidae. The record is from the annotation of a GenBank genome assembly.